AUGGGGACGUCUCCUCGAUUGUUCCGACGAUGCGAUGAUGUGCGUGACCGUUUGCUGAAGGCGGCCAGGGCGUUCGUCGAGAGCAGCCCCGAUGGGAUUCCGUUCGACCGCCCCGAGCAGCCGCUGGACCUCGAAGCCCCGCAGCGCCAGAUAAAGAGCGGCAAGAUCCAGAAGCCGCACCUGGACGAGAUGGAGGCGUGGGUGAAGGAGUACCUGAAGAAGGUGCCCGGCCCCUCCGUCAUCACCACCGGCGAGCACAAGAAGAUGGCCAACGACAUUCGCGCCAAGCUCGACGAGAUGAGCAAGAAGUACGACGCGGCCCCGAGGCGCAACGUGCUGGUGGGCCCGAAGACGGCGCACGACUCGGAGGCGUUCUGGCACGACUGUCAGCCCGACUCGUGCCUUCUCGUCGAGGACCGCAACGCCGUCGUGCUGAUCGUUUGGUCGAACGUCCCGCGCGCCAACGUGGCGGCCACGAAGACGAAGGUCGAGCAGAACUUCAAAUGGGUGCUCGAGGCGCAGACGAAGGAGCUGUACGCGGCCGGGAUCCACAUUGGCAGGGCGCUCGAGCACCGCGGCCACAAGCUCGCCCACGACGAGCGCGUCGCCGCCGCCUAUUUCGUCGACCGCGGCUACUGCGGAGCGUUGGGCACGACGGCCGACUCGGACUCGGACGAUGUGAUCAGGCUCUUCCACGACAACGAACAGGAUGGCCCUGGCGAUCGACUGUGCUACAACUAUUUCCUCUUCAUC
This is a messenger RNA of Mesorhabditis spiculigera, 753 nucleotides long. Lineage: Eukaryota; Metazoa; Nematoda; Chromadorea; Rhabditida; Rhabditidae. The record is from the annotation of a GenBank genome assembly.